CUUCCUUCCUUUUUCAUCUGUUUCAUUUAUUACAAUUUGUACUUGGGCUGCCCUUUGUACUUGUUCACACAUCUUUAGUUCUUUUUUGUUUUAUAUCUCACAUCUCAAUUCUCCAAAACAGAAGUAGAGUGAAAGAAAAAUUCCAGACACAACAUUGAAGAGUUUUUGCAUUUAAUAUGGCAAAGUUGAACAGCCAACAACCUCGGAGUGUUGCCGGUGGUACGACAACAUUCAAUGAGCAUCCGGGUUCACCCUUAAAUGUUGUCCCACAUAAUCUUUUAACUGAUUUUACUUUUAAUGAAGAUGAAGAUGCAUUGGGUGAGAGUAGAGUUGUUGAAGAUCCUAAACCAAUAUCUUCAGAGUUUCCAGCAGUCCAAGUUUUCCGGCCUGAAAAUGAGAACGUGGACGAUUCUGCCUCAGAUCUGAAUCAAAACGGCAUCAAUGAUGAUGAGGAUGGGGUUCAGAAUUGUACUUUUACAGAGUUGCUAUCCAGAGGUAUUCAGGCGGAUGAGGAAUUUUAUGAUCACCACACACCCAAUGACACUAGAAUGUGGUGUCCUAAUGUUCCUAUUGUUUUAAGGCCUGUUGUUGGUUGUGUAUAAGAAACGUGGAAGGAUGUGUUCCGUAGUACAAGGAGUAUGUUGUGUAUUCUAGGUUUUCUAUUCGUAAGGGACAAACCAAGAGAUGGAAGGGGUUUGUCACUCACCAAUACAUAAGGUGUACUAAAUAUUUGGUCAUGAUAAAAUGAGAGCCAUAGAUCGAAAGUAAUCAAUGGUUGAAAUAUAGUUUUCAUAGUUUACAAUGUACUUCCAUAUCACUAGCUAUUUAUCAAAAA
Molecule: messenger RNA, 835 nt
Organism: Helianthus annuus (common sunflower)
Lineage: Eukaryota; Viridiplantae; Streptophyta; Magnoliopsida; Asterales; Asteraceae
Exons: 4
Coding region: 177-602 (141 amino acids)
Source: RefSeq, a predicted model, not a curated record